AUGGAAACUCAAGCGUACUUUGUGGUUAUUGUCUUCUCCUUGUUCUUGCUAUUGUAUUGGCUUGCAAAAUACUACAAGCCAAAAACCACUCUUAAGAACAAACUCCCCCCUGGGCCAAGGAAGUUACCUAUCAUUGGGAACCUGCAUCAACUAGCAUUAACAGGUUCACUUCCACAUCGUGCACUUCGAGAACUUGCUCAUAAAUAUGGACCUCUCAUGCACCUUCAACUUGGUGAAAUUUCUACUGUUGUUGUAUCCUCCCCCUGGGUGGCCAAGGAGAUAACAAAAACCCAUGAUCUUGCUUUUGUGCAGAGGCCACAUAUUGAGUCUGCUCAACUUUUGUCCUAUGGGGGAAGAGGCAUCGCUUUUGCUCCAUAUGGUGAUUAUUGGAGACAAGUGAGGAAGAUAUGUGUCUCUGAGCUUCUAAGUGUCAAGAGAGUUCAAUCGAUCUCUUUUAUUAGGGAAGAUGAGACAGCCAAAUUUAUAGACUCAAUUCGAGCAUGUGCAGGUUCAUCAAUUAAUCUUACUAACAAAAUUUUCUCGUUGGUAGGUUCUUCUGUUUCCAGGUCAGCAUUUGGUCUCAAAUCAAAGGAUCAUGAUGAAUUUAUAUAUUUGAUUAAAAAAAUAAUAGAAGCUGCGGCAGGAUUUGAACUGGCUGAUGUGUUUCCUUCCAUGAAAUUUUUCAUAAAUUUCUUUACUGGGAGGAAGGCUAGAUUGGAGAAGUUGCAAGAUCAGAUUGACAAAGUCCUGGAAAACAUUAUCAAACAACAUAAAGAAAAUAAAAUAAGAGCAAAAGGAAACAAAGUUGAUGUAGACAACGAAGAUCUUGUUGAUGUUCUAUUGAGAAUCCAACAAAGUGACACUCUCGACGUCAAAAUAACUGCUAGAAGCAUCAAAGCUUUAAUAUUGGAUGUAUUUGCUGCUGGAACUGAUACUUCAGCAUCAACACUAGAGUGGGCUAUGGCAGAAAUGAUGAGAAAUCCAAGAGUGAGGGAGAAAGCACAAGCCGAGAUAAGAGAAGCAUUUGGAGAAAAGGAAAUAAUUCAUGAAGCUGAUCUUGAGCAACUUACUUACUUGAAGUUGGUGAUCAAAGAGACAUUGAGGGUACACCCACCUACUCCUUUAUUGCUCCCUAGAGAAUGCUCAGAACUAACAAUCAUUGAUGGGUAUGAAAUACCUGCAAAGACUAAAAUCAUGGUAAACGUUUGGGCAAUUGCAAGAGAUCCCCAAUAUUGGACUGAUCCUGAGAGGUUUUUCCCAGAGAGGUUCGAUGGCAGUUCUAUCGAUUUCAAAGGGAAUAACUUUGAGUAUCUCCCUUUCGGGGCUGGAAGGAGAAUGUGUCCUGGCAUGACAUUUGGUUUAGCCACCAUUAUGCUUCCAUUGGCUCUAUUGCUCUAUCACUUCAACUGGGAACUCCCUAAUGAGAUGAAACCUGAGAGUCUGGACAUGACUGAACACUUUGGAUUGGCUAUUGGAAAGGAAAAGGAAUUGUGUUUGAUUCCCUAUGUUUAUGAUCCUACAGUGCACCAUUGACAUU
Molecule: messenger RNA, 1537 nt
Organism: Abrus precatorius (Indian licorice)
Lineage: Eukaryota; Viridiplantae; Streptophyta; Magnoliopsida; Fabales; Fabaceae
Product: cytochrome P450 71D8-like
Exons: 2
Coding region: 1-1533 (510 amino acids)
Molecular function (GO): heme binding; iron ion binding; oxidoreductase activity, acting on paired donors, with incorporation or reduction of molecular oxygen
Source: RefSeq, a predicted model, not a curated record